AUGCCCAUCGGUCUACUCUCCCUCUCCACCGAGCUCCUCACCAUCAUCAUCGCCUUCGUCGCCGAGACCUCCCCGCUCCGCUGCCUCCGCCUCACCUGCUCCCGCCUCGCCGCCUCUGCCGCGCCGGAGCUCUUUCGGUCCUUCGUUGUCCGACCCAGAGGGCUUUCCGUCGCGCGGUUCCACGCGCUCCUCGAUGUCGCCUCCCCUUAUCGGCCACGUACGCUCGUCCGCCGCGUAGUGUUCGAAUUUAACAAGAGGCGGCAAGGCAACUACCUCGAGGGCUGGGAGCCACUGUUUGCGACGCUCCUGGGUGAGUGGCGCGCGGCGGUGGCGCGGCUCGCGGAGCUGGAGAAUGUACAACACGUGUGCGUGCGUUUCCGGCCAAAUUGCCUAGGCAUAGACUUCACGGGUAUAGGGCUGAGGCGCAACAUCCUGAUCGCCGUAUUCGAAGCCAUUGCGAGCAUGCGUCAGCCGCUUCGCUCUCUUUCCAUUGAAAAUCUACUCAACUUUGUCGACACCGCCUUGACCGACAAGCCGUGCUUCACCGAGGUCGUCACCAGUAUCCAGGAACUGCACAUCAGCAUCGCCGCCGAGAUCGACGAGGGCGAUCACUUAAACCCCACCACCUUGCCCCCCCUCCCGCGCUUCUGGCCCCUCUUCGCCUCCGUCUGGCUCGCGCCCGCCGCUCCCCGCCUCAGCUCCUUGACCAUCUACUCCAACAUCCACUUCGGCGCAGUACCUUAUUGGCAGGACUGCUUCUCUUCGGCCGCCAGCCCAGACACAGUCGCGCUCGCGUUUCCUCGCCUGCACAGCCUGGCGCUCGGCAGAUACACGCUCGCGUCUGAGGCGCAGAUUGACGACUUUCUCGUAAAUGCCACCGUCCUUCCUGAGCUGCGGCGACUGACACUGGAUGACUGCUCGAUCAUGAGCCACCUGUCCGUGUAUGAGUCGGGUGAGAGGUCGCCGGUGCACCGGAAGGAGCUCAGGAUGAUCAAGAUCAUGUCGCUCGGUGGAGAGCCCCGGCACAUUAUGGCGUCGCGGUUGCGCUGGGAUACCGUAUUUGACCGGCUCCGCGAGGGGCUGCCGUCGCUCAAGAUGUUCGUCUUUACCAGAGGACCCUGGCAGGACGACGCGGCUUUUAGCGAGCGCGACUUCAACAUCUCGCAGUUUUUGACGAGGCGCUAUCUGAGCUACCAUGAAGGCGUUUCGCCGUCGCAAUUUAUAGAGCCAGUGCCGGAGCGAUACGAUGAACCAGCCGAUGGAUAUGUGAAACACUACAAUGAAGCAUUCUUCUAUUAUGACGAUAGGGAUGCAUCGCAAAGGAGGGACCCCAUAUAUGACGAGACUUUGAAUCCGCCGUCCAACGACCUAAAAGUCUACAGGGCUGAGCUGGAAGCGUUCAACAGGCUGAAUGAAGCCUUGUUUCAGCGCCGACAGCUCUCAUAG
Beauveria bassiana ARSEF 2860 is the source of this 1446-nucleotide messenger RNA. RefSeq names its product F-box protein. The transcript has 2 exons. The coding region runs from base 1 to 1446 and encodes 481 amino acids. The record is from RefSeq and is a predicted model, not a curated record. Lineage: Eukaryota; Fungi; Ascomycota; Sordariomycetes; Hypocreales; Cordycipitaceae.